Molecule: messenger RNA, 1910 nt
Organism: Musca vetustissima
Lineage: Eukaryota; Metazoa; Arthropoda; Insecta; Diptera; Muscidae
Gene: sky
Product: GTPase-activating protein skywalker
Exons: 11
Coding region: 15-1883 (622 amino acids)
Source: RefSeq, a predicted model, not a curated record
AGUUCUGCAGCAAAAUGAAGGAACGCAACGAACUCGACAAAAUGAUGGGCAAAAUGCUGGCCAUCAAAGAAAUGGAACAUCAUCUGAGCAGUCGUCGCAGCAGCGUUUAUGUUGAUCCCGAAUGUGAUAAAUUUUUUGAGCUGCCCCAAUUUAUGGGGGUCAGCACAAAUGACAUAACGACAAAAUGUCAAUGUUUUCAAUUUAGUCCAGGCAAAGAACCAGCCUUGCGUUCAUUUACCGAAAUCAAACAGCUGCUCGACCAAGGCAAAAAACGUGAAGUGAAAAGUAUUUUACGUGAAAAUUCAUGGCCCAUUAAUUCACCGAUACGAUCACAAUUAUGGCCAGCACUGUGUGCCCAACACAAUACGAAACCACAAAUGGUUGAGGGUUUCUAUUGGGAGAUGGUUCAUCAGGUUUUCGGUACCACAGAACUAUCGGAAAAGCCCAUUAUGUUACCAGCAUUUGUUGAUGCAACCCAUUGCCUGCCGUAUCAUUUAACGCGUACCGGUCGAGCGGUAGCCGAUCGUAUUGUUAAUGUAUUGGGUUAUGAUUGUCCAGAUAUUACUUACAGUCCAGUAUUGUAUCCAAUUGUAUCGAUCUUAUUGCAUUUUAUGUCGGAAGAAGAAGCAUACCAUUGUUUGGCCGCCCUGGUGGGUAGCAAGGACAAAGUUUUCAUAAAUCAAACCAAAUUAUUGCAUGAAGUUACAUGGAAAACAGUUAUGCAAAUUGCCAAAAAACAUACGAAAAAUGCCGUUUCAUAUUUUCAACGUAUCUGUCCUGGCGUUAAGCUGGAACGUGUUUUUAUGGAUUGGUGCUGGUGGAUAUUAGCUGGUCUACCCUUCCAGCAUUUAGUACGCAUUAUGGAUUGUUUCUUUCAUGAAGGCAUUAAAGUUCUUUAUCGCAUUGCCUUGGUCAUUAUCAAUUUAUUCCAUAAGGAAUGUCAAUCGAACAACGAAUGGAGUCCAGAUAAUAUUAAAAAUGACAUUGGCAAUGCUUUAAUAAAAUUCUGCAAAAAAAUCCCAGUAUCACCGGCCAAAUUAUUACAUGCCGCUUUUAGUAUUAGGGGACUAAGUUCCACAUAUAUUUCUAGAAUAUUUUUAAAGACUGAAAUGCUAUUGAAAAGCCGUUCCGUUUUAAAUACGGGUAAUAAAACAUUAGUUAAAUCGCGUUCCAGCGAUAAUUUACCAACAAGUCAAUCCCAAGUCAAUAUACAAAUGAUGUCACACACAUUAACCAUAAGAGAGUCACAUCACACCGAAACUUGUCGGAACUUGGGUGAAAAAUCACCCGGCCAUCGUGCCAUUGCCAUGGGUGUCUAUCCCAUACAUCAGUUGAAAUCUUUAGUCUGUGCAAACGAGGAUUUGUUUACCUUAUGGUCAUGGCUUCCUGUGCGAAUAACAAUGUAUCAACCCGUCUUAUUGUAUACCACCGAGGAACAUGGCUGCUCCUUGACAACUUUCUAUGUUCGCGUUGAACAGCAUGAACCGACACUGAUGAUGAUAAAAACGUGCAAUAAUGAGGUCUUUGGAGCCUAUUGUUCAUCCCGUUGGUUCGAACGUAAUGUUAAAGAUGACAAAGGCCAACGACAGGCCUACUUUGGUACGGGUGAAACAUUCUUAUUCUCUCUAUAUCCCGAAAGAGCCAAAUAUCCAUGGGUGGGUAUUGAAAAUGACAAAGAUUUGGGACAUGCUUCAGAAUUGUUUAUGGCGGCCGAUUCGAAAAUGAUUACCAUUGGAGGAGGUGAGGGCCAAGCUAUUUGGAUGGAUGAAAAUAUACGCUUUGGCAAAACCGAUAGCUGUAAAACAUUCAACAAUCCACCGCUGUGUCCGUCGGGUGAUUUUGAAAUACGUGUCCUUGAAGUCUAUGGUUUUGUGGGUGUUUAAGACCUCAACUACUCCAUGGAGUAUUGA